AUGCCUUCCUCGGCCUUCUCCUCUUUGCCGACUCGGACGUCGGCCAUCGCCAGCCUUCUCCUCCUCUACUCUCCUUCGCCUCCAGCGGCACCUCCACUUCUUCCCCACGCCAACAUCGUCGAUGUUCCACUGCCCCUCUCCCUUUCCUCUCUCCUUCCCCUUCGGCGCCCAACGCACAGUGAGGACAUGGAGCCAUCUUCGUCCCUCGUCGACAUCAUCGAGCGACGGCCGCUGUCGGCAGUCGCCCCCAAGCCGCCAAGGGAGGUCGGACCUGCUCCUUUUCCCUCUCCUCCUCACGCCACUGUCACUGCACGGACUCACUCGACGACGACGUCGCAACUUCUUCUUCUCUCUUCUCCCGACGGCCACGCCACCACCUUCACUUCCUCUCACCAGCAGCAGACUCCAACGAGCCACCUCUCGCCAGCAACACACUCCGACGAGCCUAGGCUACGCCCGUCGGGACAGAUGGCCCUCUCGUCGCCUUCGUUGAUCGUCGGAUUGCCUUUGCUGCUCGCUGGACCACCCACGCCAUGCGCACAGUGCACAUCCGCCGCCCGAUCCACGGCUUCACGGACGGCAUAG
Zingiber officinale is the source of this 585-nucleotide messenger RNA. RefSeq lists its product as uncharacterized. The transcript has a single exon. The coding region runs from base 1 to 585 and encodes 194 amino acids. The record is from RefSeq and is a predicted model, not a curated record. NCBI's taxonomy places the organism in Eukaryota, Viridiplantae, Streptophyta, Magnoliopsida, Zingiberales, Zingiberaceae.